Molecule: messenger RNA, 5177 nt
Organism: Grammomys surdaster
Lineage: Eukaryota; Metazoa; Chordata; Mammalia; Rodentia; Muridae
Gene: Znf281
Product: zinc finger protein 281
Source: RefSeq, a predicted model, not a curated record
ACGGCGUUAUUUUUAUUAACUGGAGGCGACGGCGGCUGCGGCGGCGGCGGAACCCGCCUCCUCCGGGGUAUGAAAAUCGGCAGCGGGUUCCUCAGCGGCGGUCCCGGCAGUAGCGGUGGUAGCGGCUCCGGCGGCAGCUCCGGCAGCGGCGGCGGCAGGAGAGCAGAGAUGGAGCCCACCUUCCCCCAGAGUAUGGUUAUGUUCAACCACCGGCUCCCCCCGGUCACCAGCUUCACCCGGCCGGCGGGGACGGCCGCCCCUCCCCCGCAGUGCGUGUUAUCCUCCUCUACCUCCGCAGCCCCGGCCGCUGAGCCCCCCCCUCCGCCAGCCCCGGACAUGACUUUCAAGAAGGAGCCGGCGGCGUCAGCCGCGGCCUUCCCUUCGCAGAGGACCUCCUGGGGAUUCUUGCAGUCCUUGGUGAGCAUCAAGCAGGAGAAACCUGCAGAUACCGAGGAGCAGCAGUCCCACCACCACCAUCACCACCACCACUAUGGGGGGCUGUUCGCUGGGGCUGAAGAGAGAUCACCAGGCCUAGGAGGAGGGGAAGGGGGGAGCCACGGCGUCAUCCAAGACCUCAGUAUUCUCCACCAGCAUGUCCAGCAGCAACCAGCCCAGCACCACCGUGAUGUAUUACUGAGCAGCGGUAGCAGGACUGAUGACCAUGGCAACGAGGAGCCAAAGCAGGACACUAACGUCAAAAAGGCAAAGAGGCCAAAGCCAGAAUCUCAGGGAAUCAAAGCCAAGAGGAAGCCAAGUGCAUCUUCCAAACCUUUGGUUGGAGAGGGAGAAGGUGCCGUCCUGUCCCCAAGCCAGAAACCUCAUAUCUGUGAUCACUGUAGUGCUGCUUUCAGGAGCUCCUACCACCUGCGGAGACAUGUCCUCAUUCACACUGGAGAAAGACCUUUCCAGUGCAGCCAGUGUAGUAUGGGUUUCAUUCAGAAAUACCUACUGCAGAGACACGAGAAAAUUCACAGCAGAGAGAAACCCUUUGGAUGCGAUCAGUGCAGCAUGAAGUUUAUUCAGAAGUACCAUAUGGAGAGACACAAGAGGACACAUAGUGGAGAAAAGCCAUAUAAGUGUGACACUUGCCAACAGUAUUUUUCAAGGACUGACAGAUUGUUGAAGCACAGGCGCACAUGUGGUGAAGCCAUAGCAAAAGGAGCCGCUAGUGCAGAACCUGGGUCAUCAAACCAUAACAAUAUGGGUAAUCUGGCUGUGUUGUCUCAGGGAAAUACAAGUUCUUCAAGGAGAAAAUCGAAGUCAAAAAGCAUAGCUAUUGAAAAUAAGGAACACAAGACUGGCAAAACAAAUGAAUCACAAAUGUCUAACAGUAUAAACAUGCAGAGUUAUUCAGUAGAAAUGCCUACUGUGUCUACCAGUGGGGGCAUAAUUGGCACUGGAAUAGAUGAACUACAGAAAAGGGUGCCAAAAUUGAUCUUUAAGAAAGGAAGCAGAAAGAAUACAGAUAAAAGCUACCUUAAUUUUGUGUCACCGUUACCAGACGUAGUUGGGCAGAAAUCCUUGUCUGGUAAACCAAGCGGCUCACUUGGCAUAGUAUCGAAUAAUAGUGUGGAGACCAUUAGUCUUCUCCAAAGUACAAGUGGCAAACAAGGCCCGAUAAGUAGUAAUUAUGAUGACGCCAUGCAGUUUUCAAAGAAGAGAAGAUACUUACCAACUGCCAGCAGCAACAGUGCCUUUUCUAUCAAUGUAGGACACAUGGUCUCCCAGCAGUCAGUCAUUCAGUCUGCAGGGGUCAGUGUUUUGGACAAUGAGGCGCCAUUGUCACUUAUUGACUCCUCAGCUCUAAAUGCUGAAAUUAAGUCUUGUCACGACAAGUCUGGAAUUCCUGAUGAGGUUUUACAAAGUAUUUUGGAUCAGUACUCUAGCAAAUCAGAAACGCAGAAGGAGGAUCCUUUCAAUUUAUCAGAACCACGAGUGGAUUUACACACCUCAGGAGAACACUCUGAAUUGGUUCAAGAAGAAAAUUUGAGCCCAGGCACCCAAACACCUUCAAAUGAUAAAACAAGCAUGUUGCAAGAAUACUCCAAAUACCUCCAACAGGCUUUUGAAAAAUCCACUAAUGCAGGUUUUACUCUUGGACACGGUUUCCAAUUUGUCAGCUUGUCUUCACCUCUCCACAACCACACUUUGUUUCCAGAAAAACAGAUAUACACUACAUCUCCUUUGGAGUGUGGUUUUGGCCAAUCUGUUACCUCAGUGUUGCCAUCUUCGUUGCCAAAGCCUCCUUUUGGGAUGUUGUUUGGAUCUCAACCAGGUCUUUAUUUAUCUGCUUUGGAUGCUACACAUCAGCAGUUGACACCUUCCCAGGAGCUGGAUGAUCUGAUAGAUUCUCAGAAGAACUUAGAGACAUCAUCAGCCUUCCAGUCCUCAUCUCAGAAAUUGACUAGCCAGAAGGAACAACAGAAAAAUUUAGAGUCCUCAACAAGCUUUCAGAUUCCAUCUCAGGAGUUAGCUAGCCAGAUCGAUCCUCAGAAAGACAUAGAGCCUAGAACAACGUACCAGAUUGAGAACUUUGCACAAGCAUUCGGUUCUCAGUUUAAGUCGGGCAGCAGGGUGCCAAUGACCUUUAUCACUAACUCUAAUGGAGAAGUGGACCAUAGAGUCAGGACUUCAGUGUCAGACUUCUCAGGGUAUACAAAUAUGAUGUCUGAUGUAAGUGAGCCAUGUAGUACAAGAGUAAAGACACCCACCAGCCAGAGUUACAGGUAAGGUCUCAAGAGUGACCAGGCUGGGAGUCUAAUGUAAUUUUGUUUUAUUUUGAGAACACUGCCAUUGGAAUGUUUCUACACGAUCCUAUUAAGAAUAAUGUAAUGCCCUUUCAAUGCAACUUUUCAUAUUUAGUUUAUUUUGUUAGUGUGAUUUUAGCUCUGUUUGUAUUAUGAUUUUUAAUCAAAAUCAAUAGAUUAAAAAUAGUUUGACAUUCAAAGUGACAAUGUUUAGCAAUCAAAUUUACAUGUAUAGAUUGUCAGGGAAUAGCCCAAAAGUUUUAAAUGCAAAAACAAAAAAAAAAUAAAAAAAAAACAAAACAAAAAAAGUACAGGAAAAAAAAAAAGAAAAGAAAAAAAGGAAAAAAAAGAAACUUUGUUGCUAGGAUUAAGGUUAUUCUAAUUGCUUUACUCUCAGGAAAGUGUAAUAACGCAUGGGAAUUCUGUACGUUAUCACCGUAAUGGAAUAUCCAAUUUACAAAUAGUAUGAUACACAUUUCAUUGUUUAAGUUAAGGGAUCUUAAACAUUUCAAAUUGCUCUUUCUGGGCUGAUAGAAUAUACAUUUCAUCAUUUAAGUAAGGGAUCGAAAACAUUUCAAGUGCUAUCUCUAUCUGGGCUGAUCCAAAAUUCUGAGAUUGUUGGCUACCUAUAUUUUGUUGCAGCUUUUAAAUGUACUCCAAACUUCCAAACCCAGAUUCAUUCCAGCUUGGUAGAACAAAUAUUCUUAGAUCUUUGAUCAAAGCCUGGAAUGAUAGCUUUAAUUUAAAAAAAAAAAAAAGAGGAAAAAAAAACCAUCCUCUUUAUCCACCUGUAACAAGGCUGUAAUUCCAUUAAGUGAUUCUGUGAAUGUCUAUCGAGUACAGUGUUAAAAUUAAAACCCAAGUGGUUGGUUGGUUUCAGUAUUAGUAAGUUCAAGACACAUAAUCUAUUGAAAUUUGGGGUAUGCAUUAUUCAUUAUACAUGGCCUAAAAACAUUCUCUUAUUUAUGCUAUUAUGUACCACCUUCACUUCUGGUUUUUGGUACUUGUUCUUAACUUCCUCUUAAAGUUCUGGGCCUUCUUGUUCCUUCUCCCUGUCUUGAUGGUUUCAAUUUUAGAGUGAUUUAUCAUCUAGUAGAUAAUUGAUUAUGCAUUUUAUAUGUCUUAUGGCAUUCAAAUACUAAACAAUAGGGUAAACAUCCCUGACUUUUUUUUAAAAAACAAACCCAAUACAGAUUUCCAUGUACAAGCUAUAGAUGUCACAAGGUUGUAAUCCCACCUGGUGGCAUAGCUUGUGUAACAGAUAAGAGUGUGUAUUUAGUAAUGACAUCAGAACUCUUUGUGAAAUUGCAGCCUUUAAUGUACAUUUUGAAGGGGUGUAUUAGUCAGUAUUGUACAGGGAUCUUGUAAAGUCAUCAAAACUUGCUAUGAACGCUAAUUGCCAUUUGAAGCUACUGAUAGGCAGUGGCUCUGCUCUAAACCACUUUUUAGCAAUUGUAUUUUUUUUCCUGAUUAUAUUUUUUAAUGUACUUUGAUGUUUAUGCUGAUGAGUUUUUAUGUACUUUUGGUGAUGUUUAGUCUUAUGAACUCUUCUGACGUCAGAAAAGUACCACUGGUUGUUUGCAGUCUCAUUGUGUAAUCAGCCUAACACAGGCUUCCAUGUAUAAUAAAGUAAUUAAUAUUGUGCAAGUGUAAAACACUUCUGUUAUAAAAGCAGUGUUUGGAAAAUAAGAAAUUAUUAAAAAUGGUUACAAAAUACUAGUUAAUUCCCUUUUCCCACCUUCCACCCUUUAGCUUUAGUUAGCUAAAGGGUACCAACUUGACAUUAAAAGAUUUUUAGAAAAUGUGUUUAAUUCUUUUAAUACACUCAGUACUAAAAUGUCUGUAUGUCUUAUUAAGUGCAGUAAGUUCUAUUGGAUACAGAGACAAGUGUGAUCAAAGAUGGAGAGGACCUUUACCCCUGUAUCUCUUAAGCUGUAUGAUUUCUCUCUCUCUCUUUUGUUUUAUACAGGUUUUGAAUUUCUUUAACUUUUAUUGUGUGUACUGAAUACUACAUAUGUAUUAUUCUGAUUGUUUGCUCUAGUUUACUACCAAUAAAAGUCCUGUUAAUCACAACAUUGAAGAAAGGAGAUAUCACUUAGUCUCUGUGGAUUACAUUUCAUAAAAUAUUCACGUUAAUGGUAUAAAUUGUAAUUUAGGAGCUUGCAUUUUUAUUGUAUUUAUACUGUAUUUUGUCUUUCUAGGUUUAUUUAAAAAUGCAUUGAAUAUUUUGUUUGAGGUGCACAAUAAUAUAAAGAAUAGAAAUCUAAUGUAAAUUACAUUAUGUUGAAACUAGGCUAACCAUCCUAAAUAUUAGGGAGUUUAUUUAUUGAGGCUUUAUUUUAAAUCAUAUCAAAAUAUUUUUGGCUUAAGGUGUUAUAUAUAUCCUUUUGCCUCAAAGGGUUAUAAUAAAAUUACAGAAUGACGGAUUAA